Messenger RNA from Branchiostoma belcheri (Belcher's lancelet), 814 nucleotides. RefSeq lists its product as uncharacterized. Lineage: Eukaryota; Metazoa; Chordata; Leptocardii; Amphioxiformes; Branchiostomatidae. The transcript has 8 exons. Bases 115 to 687 code for a protein of 190 amino acids. The record is from RefSeq and is a predicted model, not a curated record.
AGUCAACAUUCGACUCAAGAAACAGUCGUUAACUGGACACGGCUGAUGAUUUACCUCCCUGUAAGGCACUGAAAAAUAAGGUUGUUCCUCUGUUGCCAGGCGGCGCUUUUUACGAUGGCGAUUUUGCAGCAUUGCUGCUGCGGUUGCUGUUCGCUCCGGGUAGGCUGCUACUGGAUCGCCAGUACCUGGAUGACUAUGCAGAUCGCUGGCAUCGCCUCCGCUGCCAAAAACAUCGUUAGCACCACGGACGGGGCCGUGCCGGUCUCUGAUGCUGUAAACAUCGCCAUCUACUCUGUGGGCAUCAUCAUCGAUAUUUUGCUGUUUAUUGGCGUGAUGAAGGAAAAGAAGGAGCUGCUCCUGUCCUGGGUGAUUUUCUCCGUAUGCUGCACGCUUGCAUCACUCGGUGUGGCCAUCUACGUAACCGUGGUCUGGCUGGGGGUCAUCCACGCAUCAGGUGAUGCCAGCGAGCUCGCUGCGUUGCUGAUCGGCCCCUUUCUGGCCGGCGCAUGGAUCAUCUGGGGAUUUGUUGCCCUCAUUACGGCGUACGGCUGCCUUGUGGUGUACUCCCACUACCAGAACCUGCGUGACGGAGUGGUGGAGGGCGGGCAGCCGGGGAUGGUGAUGACCGUACAGGCGCCCCAGCCAGGCCUGGCACCCGGAGCUGCGGUCAGUUUUACAUCUUUGUAGAUAUAUUACAAGUGCAGUCUCAGUGGUGAGGCCCGUUCCCAUGGCAACAGCAGGUCAUUGAUGACGUCAUAUGGUUUAAAAUGAAUGUCAUUCCAAAUGAUUUCAUGGAAAAGAGAACGAUUUGAAA